UCUUUUAAAAUUCUCUACUUCUCUACUAUAAGUUGGUUAGAAGUUCUGUAUUUUCUUGAAUUGAAGGAUCAGGAAAAUGUCACAUCCAAUGGCAACGUCCGAAAGAGUUUCUAAACCUUCAAAAUGGUUCUCUAACAAAAGUCUUAGGGUAAGCCUCCAUCGCCGGAAAUCAAAGUCUGGCUCAAGUUCCUUAAGCUCGCCGAGAUCUCCAAGAUCAUCUCCCAUGUCACCACGUACCAAGAGUUCGAAGGACAGCUCUAGGGAAGACGAGCUGAAAGAAGUUUUUCGUUAUUUCGACGGAGAUGGGGACGGCAAAAUCUCGGCGCUGGAACUCAGAUCAUACUUUGCGUCGAUCGGAGAGUACAUGUCGCACGAAGAGGCUCAGGGGGUGAUCGACGAUCUUGACUCCGACGGGGACAGUCUGUUGGAUUUUAAAGACUUUUUGAGGCUGAUGAAGAGGGAUGGCAGGGGAGGCGAUGAUGAUCAGGACCUAAAGAAAGCGUUUGAAAUGUUCGAAAUGGAGAAAGGGUCGGGCCGCAUAACGCCAAGAAGCUUGCAGAGGAUGCUGCAACGCCUCGGAGACACUAAGUCCCAAGACGAGUGUGCCGCCAUGAUUCGAGCUUACGACACCGAUGGCAACGGAGAGCUUGAUUUUAACGAGUUUCACCAAAUGAUGAAUGAUGAUCAUGGCUUAACUUGUUAAAUUACAAUUACAUCAUGUAUUAAUAUUUUGUCAAAAAAAAGGGGUGAGAAGAAAAAUCUCGAAACAAAACUCAAUUAAUGCAUGAGAUGUGAAAAUUAAGAAACUAUUCGAUCCAUGCAUGCAGGCGUCUCUCGAUCUCUAGCUAGUAGAGUACUUUAAGCUCAAUGACGUAGAUCAGUUAAUUGAUAUUGUUUUGUGUAUCGGUUGCAGCUUUUGUAAAGUUUCCGGUGUUAUAUAUAUGCAUUAUGAUUUGUGUUUUGUUUGAUCAA
Molecule: messenger RNA, 972 nt
Organism: Carya illinoinensis
Lineage: Eukaryota; Viridiplantae; Streptophyta; Magnoliopsida; Fagales; Juglandaceae
Product: probable calcium-binding protein CML41
Exons: 1
Coding region: 77-703 (208 amino acids)
Molecular function (GO): calcium ion binding; enzyme regulator activity
Source: RefSeq, a predicted model, not a curated record